Molecule: messenger RNA, 158 nt
Organism: Meloidogyne enterolobii
Lineage: Eukaryota; Metazoa; Nematoda; Chromadorea; Rhabditida; Meloidogynidae
Source: the annotation of a GenBank genome assembly
UUGUCAUGGGUCCUUCAAAUGAUGAGGCUUUAGAAUUAAUUAGACAAGGUCAAGGAGGCGUCGGAAGAAAUCCGCGUCAAAUUCAGCAUGGAAUUGACAUUAAUAACCUAAUACAAGUAAACAAGUUUAUUUCUAAUCCUUUUAUCAAAAUAUUAUAG